This is a messenger RNA of Helicoverpa armigera (cotton bollworm), 1832 nucleotides long. RefSeq names its product high affinity copper uptake protein 1. Gene Ontology annotation, biological process: copper ion transmembrane transport. The coding region runs from base 204 to 755 and encodes 183 amino acids. The transcript has 4 exons. Gene Ontology annotation, molecular function: copper ion transmembrane transporter activity. The record is from RefSeq and is a predicted model, not a curated record. Lineage: Eukaryota; Metazoa; Arthropoda; Insecta; Lepidoptera; Noctuidae. Gene Ontology annotation, cellular component: plasma membrane.
CAGGCACAACUCGCGCCGAGCUGCGCCCGCGCCAUUCAGCCACCGCUGCCCGCCAACCGCGGACGUUCGCGCCACUUUUUGACAGCUGUCAAUUUUACCGCAACUUGUUAUCGCGAGUGUAUUGUAUUGACAUUUUUUGAAUCUCUAUUAUCUGUGAUAUCAAGUUUGUUGAUUGUUUGGAGAUUUUUUGUGACACGUAAGAGAUGGCCCACAUGGAUCACAUGGAGCACAUGGAUCACAGCGCGCACCACCACGUGCCGGACGACGCCGGGCACGACGACCCCUGCGCGCACGCAGGACACGGACACGCCAUGGUGUUCCACUCGGGGGUCUGCCAAGAGAUCCUGUUCAGCGGGUGGAUGACCACGAACGCACUGGAGCUGUUCGGCUCAGCGCUGGCCAUCUUCUUCGCGGGAGUGCUGUAUGAGGGUCUCAAAUACUUCCGAGAGGCCCUGCACGCUAGGGCUUCGGCGUCUACCGGAGACUCCAGGGUUAACAUCACGAAGAGCGAGUGCGGAGCCAACGGGCCUUGCGGGGGAACUGCUGUUGUCAAAUACACAAUGCUGUCAUCAGGCCACGUGAUACAGACGCUGCUCCACUUCCUGCAGUCCACCGCCUCCUACACCCUCAUGCUGGUGUUCAUGACGUACAACGUGUGGCUGUGCCUGGCGCUGGUGCUCGGCCUGGCUGUCGGCUACUUCUUCUUCGGCUGGAGGAAGAACACCGUCGUCGACGUCAACGAGCACUGCCAAUGAUGCCCACCACCCCGGAGUGGCCCCAGACCUUCCCACAUCAAGAGAUUCUAUCAAAAGCUGGUUGCACUCGUCCGUCGUAUAACUAAAUUCAGUCGCGUGCGAUUUAGUCGCAAACGUGUAGCCGGCCUUAGUAUUGGUCUGUGUUUACUCUAUUUAAGUACAUAUUUCUUCAAAACAUGAGGGUGAAUAAAUUACAGUACCUGCCUACAGGAUAACGUAUUAUGUGUGUCUGAAAGAAAUUGAAUGAAAACAGAAUAAGAUUUGGCUGUUCAACUUUGUUCAAUGUUAUAUUUAACAGGAGAUGUUUUCUUUGUCUGCGUUUGUCUAUGCUGUAUAUCUAUAUUGAGCUCUAUGACUGCGUACAGAGUUCUGCAUUGAUAAAAUCGUUAAAAUGACAUUGUGUACGGUCCAUUAGAUUAAGUGUUGUUAGAGAUAUGAAUUUAAUUGACUUCGGCCUUAGACGAAUUUGUUUGUUUCGUGUCCAAAACAAAAAAAUAAUAUCGCCAUCACGACUUUUCCUACUCAAUAUGGCUGCUCUUUGUAUCAAUUUUUUUUGUAUUCGCUGUUUUAGUAUCUAAGUAAAUAACACUAAAAUAGGAUUUCACAUAUUUCAUAAUGAUAUUAGGACACAUUAUGUAUGACAUGACAUAGGAAAAUAAAGUUAUCGAGAAAACUCCCUUGCAGCAGCUUAUUUGAUGUUUUUGUACAAAAUAAAAUAAGGGAUAUAUAAAAUGUUUGUAGGUAUGUGAUAUUCAGUUAAUUUAUAAUGAUAGAAUUAUAGUUAUUUUAUAAUAUUGUGAUAUGUUUAGUAAAAGUUAAGUUUAGUGAUGCUCAAAAUUGUUAUAUUUAUCCACGUAAACCGAUCCCUGAGGAUAUGUAUUUUACUUAUUCUUCAAAAAUAUGCAAGAAAAUCUCGUAAUCUACUUAGCUUGACUUUCGUGUAAGUAAGAGGUAUUGAUUGUAUUUUAGAAAAUAAAAAUAAGACAAUUACGUAAGUUAUAAUUACUAUUUAAGCAUCAAUAGUUUCUUGCCAUGUCUGGUUACACAUUGAAAUAUAAAUAAUUACAUAAAGAACAA